UAAAAUUAAAUAUGUUCAUCACUUUGGAGACAUUUGAUACUCAAUUUUCAGCAGAUUCUGUUGAAUGGUGUCCGAUUGAAGGUUUUCAAGAUAUUUUUAUCUGUGGCACGUAUCAAUUAUCACCUGAAAAUGAAAAAUCGGAAACCGUUAUUGACACAAAGCCUCAGAUUCGUCUUGGAAAAAUAUUUUUAUUCCAAGUUAUAAAAGUAGGAAAAUUAAAAUUGUUACAAGAACUUGAAGUUUCAGGAGUAUUAGAUAUUAAAUGGGCACACGUAAGAUGCCAAGAAAACAUUUUAUUCGGCAUCGUAAAUUCCGUAGGAUUCUUACAAAUCUACAAACUACAUACUGAUGAUGAUUUAAAAGUUGAAUUAUUAACAGAAAGAAAAGUUAGAGAAGUUGAGGGUGAAAUCUUGGCAUUAUCUUUGGACUGGGAUACUGGAAAAAGUCCAAGAGAAGGAGUAAAGGAGGAGAAAAUUUCUGUUAGUGAUUCUAAAGGAUUUGUGUCUAUUUUUCAUUUAAUUCAAGGUCAAUUAAAUUUCAUAGGAUCUCAAAAAGCUCAUGAGUUUGAAGCUUGGAUUACUGCUUUCGACUCUUGGGACUCAAAUAUCAUUUAUUCAGGUGGAGAUGAUUGUAAAUUCAAAAGAUUUGAUAUUAGAGAAGAAAUGACGUUAAUGAAAUGUAAUCAAGUUCAUGAAGCUGGAGUGACAAGUUUACAUUCUAACUCUUCUCAAGAAUUUUGUCUAGCAUCAGGAAGUUAUGAUGAAAAAUUAAGACUUUGGGAUACAAGAAACUUCCGUCGACCAGUUUCAGAAAUAACUUUAGGAGGUGGUGUAUGGCGUUUAAAGUGGGAUCCAUUCUAUAAUCCUCAUCGAUAUUUAUUAGCAGCUUGUAUGUACGGAGGAUUUCGACUUAUUGAUUGUCAAAAUCAAGAAAAUCCUAAAAUAAUUGAAGAGUAUAAUGAACAUAAAAGUAUUGCAUAUGGAUGUGAUUGGUGUUACUUUCCUAGUGAUCAAAUAAUCAAGAAACUACAAUUUGAAGAAUAUCAAAAACCAGUUCUUGUUACCACUUGUUCAUUUUACGAUCACACACUUAAAUUAUCUGUUAUUAAUUUUGAAGAAUAA
This is a messenger RNA of Chelonus insularis, 1121 nucleotides long. Its product is annotated as diphthine methyltransferase. NCBI's taxonomy places the organism in Eukaryota, Metazoa, Arthropoda, Insecta, Hymenoptera, Braconidae. Gene Ontology annotation, cellular component: cytoplasm. Gene Ontology annotation, molecular function: protein binding; diphthine methylesterase activity. Gene Ontology annotation, biological process: protein histidyl modification to diphthamide. The coding region runs from base 12 to 1121 and encodes 369 amino acids. The transcript is spliced from 3 exons. The record is from RefSeq and is a predicted model, not a curated record.